Molecule: messenger RNA, 915 nt
Organism: Pundamilia nyererei
Lineage: Eukaryota; Metazoa; Chordata; Actinopteri; Cichliformes; Cichlidae
Product: ubiquitin thioesterase OTUB1
Exons: 7
Coding region: 16-855 (279 amino acids)
Biological process (GO): negative regulation of double-strand break repair; protein K48-linked deubiquitination
Cellular component (GO): nucleus
Molecular function (GO): cysteine-type deubiquitinase activity; ubiquitin binding
Source: RefSeq, a predicted model, not a curated record
AGUGUGCGACGAGUGAUGUCAUGCGGAGGGAGGAAACCGAUCUCAACAGCUAAGAUGGCGGAGGAGCAGCAAGAGUCAUCACAGGGAGAGAUGGAGGGAGUGAACUGCCUAGCAUAUGAUGAGGCCAUAAUUGCUCAACAGGACCGGAUUCAGCAGGAGAUAGCCAACAGUAACCCUUUAGUGUCAGACAGACAGGACCUGUCGGUGCUGCAGAGCGAGUACGCUGAGGAUGACACGGUUUAUCAGCUCAAGAUCAAGGACCUGCACAAAAAAUACGCGUACAUUCGCAAGACGCGACCAGAUGGAAACUGUUUCUACAGAGCCUUUGGCUUUGCACAUCUCGAGUCCCUGCUAGAUGACAGCAAAGAACUUCAGAGGUUCAAAGCAGUUGCAGCUAAAAGUAAACUGGAUCUGGUUAACGAAGGUUUCACUGAGUUUACUAUUGAAGAUUUUCACAAUACUUUCAUGGACCUGAUUGACCUAUGUGAGAAACAGCCGAGCCUGCAGGAGCUGCUGAACUCCUUCAAUGACCAGAACGUAUCAGACUAUGUGGUGGUGUACCUGCGGUUGCUCACCUCAGGCUACUUGCAGCGACAGCAUACCUUCUUUCAGCAUUUCAUAGAGGGUGGGCGCACUGUCAAGGAGUUCUGCCAGCAGGAGGUAGAGCCAAUGUCUAAAGAAAGUGACCACAUUCACAUCAUCGCCUUAGCUCAGGCCUUGGACGUAUCCAUUCUGGUGGAGUACAUGGAUAGAGGAGAGGGAGGAACAGUCAAUCACCACGUCUUUCCCGAAGGCGGAGACCCCCGCAUCUUCCUCCUCUAUAGACCUGGCCAUUACGACAUCUUGUACAAAUAGCACUCCUGGCCACAGCCCAUCUCAUGCAUCUCCUGCUGUGUGCCGCAGCAGCGCAUUCAA